Paramecium sonneborni is the source of this 1018-nucleotide messenger RNA. Lineage: Eukaryota; Ciliophora; Oligohymenophorea; Peniculida; Parameciidae. The record is from the annotation of a GenBank genome assembly.
AUGAAAUUGAAUUAAUAAAUAGUGGAGAGAGAAAAUGAUAAUAUACGAAGAAUGAGUCGUUUAGCUAUCUUCAAUCAAAAAAGGUUUUGGCUUAAAGAAGAAGAAAAGUAAUUAACAGAGGAAAUAGAGAUAGAGUUUAAUAAACUUAAACUUGAAGAACCUACUUUAAAACUAGAAUAAUAAAACCUGCGAAAAUUUUGCAAGAAUUUUUAAAGUUUCGAAUAUUAUAAUGGAGAAUCUAUUUGUAUAAAUGACUACUUUAUUCGAAUAUUACCAGUUGGAUAACGAUGUAUUGUAAGUAGUCAUCAAGGAGUAACUGUAUUAAAAACAAUAAAUGGUCUAAAAUAUAAAUUUUCAUCUUCACUUCCAGGAGGUAAUUGUUAAAUAAUAAAAUUUAUAAGGAAGUUAAAAGACUUUGAUUGGUAGAUGCAUUUUAGAUUGUUUCUUAAGUGUAAAUACAGUUUAUAUCUAUGAUAUUUUAUAAUGGGGUAAGAUGGAUAUGAGUGAUUAAGUUGCUGAAUUAAGAUACUUUUGGAUUAAAGGACAUAUUCUUAAUUAAUUACGUUAAGAUAUAGAAGAAUAAGAUUAUAAUUUUGAAUGGAUUCCUGUAAUCCCAUCAAUUACUGAAUUAUAGAAAACUAUCUUUCCUUAUACCAAAAAUGGUUUACUAUUCAUUCGUAAAGAUUCUUAUUAUUAUGCUGGAGUUAACCCAGAAUGUUUUAUUUAUUAGGAUGAAUUUACAGAUGAAAAUUUCAAAGAAGAAUGCAUCAAAUAUAAAAUUGAUAAUUCCAUAACUUUAACUCUUAGUCUUUUCUAAAAUUAAUUAUUAACUAGAGAUGGUUAUAAGAUUGCAUCACAUCCAUGCACCAAAAAUACUAAAGUUAUUGUAGAUGCUAAAAUUAAAAUUACUGAUUAAGAAUUAAUCUUAAUUGACAUCAAAGAUCCAUCCAAAUUUUUAGAAGACCCAUACUCUAAAAUAAGGUUCUGGAAACUUUUACCUCGCUUAAGAAUACAAUGA